UACAGAAUACGGCGAGUUUCUGCAUAAACCUGGACGUCUCUUCGAUAACUUCGACGAGAUCCGCAAUGAAAUUGAGGCCGAUACAGCGCGUAUCACAGGCGCCAACAAAGGCAUUAGUCAUCUGCCCAUUAACUUGAAGGUGUACUCGCCCCACGUGCUGGAUUUGACCUUGGUUGAUUUGCCUGGAUUAACCAAAGUGGCGGUGGGAGACCAGCCGGCGGAUAUUGAAAUGCAGAUUAAGAAUAUGAUCAUGGAGUUCAUUACCAAGCCCAACUGUUUAAUCCUGGCGGUGACUCCGGCGAACAGUGAUCUGGCCAACUCCGAUGCGCUGAAGCUCGCAAAGGAGGUAGAUCCUCAAGGACUCCGAACUAUCGGAGUGAUCACUAAGCUGGAUCUCAUGGAUGCAGGAACGGAUGCCAGAGAUGUUCUCGAAAACAAGCUGCUGCCGUUGAGACGCGGCUAUGUGGGUGUAGUUAAUCGAAGUCAGAAAGAUAUUGCCGGCAACAAAGACAUCCGGGCCGCUCAGGCUGCGGAGAAGAAGUUUUUCAAAACACACCCAGCAUACAGACAUCUGGCGGACAAGAUGGGAACUCCCAAGCUCCAGCAGGUACUGAACCAGCAGUUGACGGACCAUAUCCGUCAAACACUACCGGAACUCAAGGGUCAGCUACAAGGGGAGGUAACCAGGCUGGAGAAAGACUGUAGCGAAUUCAAGAACAUGGGCACUGGCAAAGGCGCGUCUACAAAGGCCAUGAUGUCGUACAUGCACAUGUUCAGCGAUGACUGGUGGAAGUCUAUCGACGGUUCAGGCGAUCUGGUUUCUCUGGAGGAGCUAUCAGGCGGUGCCAAAAUCAACCGCAUUUUCUUUGAGCGUUUCCCGUAUGAGCUCAAUAAGUUCGAAAUUGACGAACGCAAACUGCGCAAAGAGAUUCUGUACGCCAUCAAGAACAUCCACGGUAUCAGAACGGGCCUCUUCACUCCCGACCAGGCCUUUGAGGCGAUCUGCAGAAAACUCAUCGAAAGAAUGCGAGCGCCUUCGUUGCUUUGUGUUGAGUUGAGUAUGCAAGAGUUGAUUGUCAUCACCUCCUCGGCCACACGGCGCAUUGAGAAGUUCCCGCGACUCAGAGAAGAGCUCGAGCGCAUCGCUGUGGAACAGAUCAAAGAAUGCCAUCAGAAGACUAACGAUCAGGUAUGA
Messenger RNA from Sphaeroforma arctica JP610, 1195 nucleotides. RefSeq lists its product as hypothetical. The transcript has 7 exons. The record is from RefSeq and is a predicted model, not a curated record. Gene Ontology annotation, molecular function: microtubule binding; GTPase activity; GTP binding. NCBI's taxonomy places the organism in Eukaryota, Ichthyosporea, Ichthyophonida. Gene Ontology annotation, cellular component: membrane; cytoplasm; microtubule. The annotation marks the transcript as partial.